This is a messenger RNA of Sphenostylis stenocarpa, 426 nucleotides long. NCBI's taxonomy places the organism in Eukaryota, Viridiplantae, Streptophyta, Magnoliopsida, Fabales, Fabaceae. The record is from the annotation of a GenBank genome assembly.
AUGGUGGGGAAGGAUAUUUGGAACGGAAAGUGCAGUGGCCGCAGAGAGCAAUUGUAUUCGGGUGAUUUGGGCCAUCAACUUAGCCCAGUUGAGGAACAUCGUCUCUUUACAAUAAUUUUUCUAAGUCAAAAUAGGAUUUCUGAAUAUGGAACAAGUGAGAUAGAUCCCUACGUUAGACUCAACCGCCCGUCGGAGUUCCGCCGCCGCAAGGUUAUCCGCCGGAGGGCUACGGAAAGGAAGGAUAUCCACCUCCCGGAUACCCACCGCCCGGAUACCCGCCGCCCGGAUACCCACCUCCCGGAUACCCCCCACAGCAAGGCUAUCCUCCACCGCCCUACCCCGCCCAGGGCUAUCCUCCGCCCUACGCUCCUCAAUACGCUCAGCAGCCUCCGCCCCCGCAACAACAAAAUUCAACUGGUUGCUUAG